UGCAGUCUGGGGCCCGCAGACACCCAGCCUCUCUGAGUGAACUGACAGCAUGAAGGUCCUCCUGGCCCUGCCACUGUUGCUGCUUCUCUCGACGCCUCCCUGCAUCCCCCAGGCCUCUGGGAUCCGGGGAGAUGCACUGGAGAAGUAUUGCCUUCAGCAACCCCUGGACUGUGAUGACAUCUAUGCCCAAGGCUACCAGGCAGAUGGUGUAUACCUCAUCUAUCCAUCGGGACCCAGCGUGCCGGUGCCUGUCUUUUGUGACAUGACCACCGAGGGCGGCAAGUGGACGGUUUUCCAGAAGAGAUUCAAUGGUUCAGUGAGUUUCUUCCGGGGCUGGAAUGACUACAAGCUGGGUUUUGGCCGAGCGGAUGGGGAGUAUUGGCUGGGUAAGGCAGGGGCCAGGUGGGAGGGGGACUGCCCCACAGCCAGGUCUUUGCUGACCAGCUACCACCUGUCCCUAGGGCUGCAAAACCUGCACCUCCUGACACUGAAGCAGAAGUAUGAGCUGCGAGUGGACUUGGAAGACUUUGAGAACAACACAGCCUAUGCCAAGUACGUGGACUUCUCCAUCUCCCCGAACGCGGUCAGUGCUGAGGAGGACGGCUACACCCUUUACGUGGCAGGCUUCGAGGACGGCGGGGCAGGUGACUCCCUGUCCUACCACAGUGGCCAGAAGUUCUCUACCUUCGACCGGGACCAGGACCUCUUUGUGCAGAACUGCGCAGCCCUCUCCUCCGGAGCCUUCUGGUUCCGCAGCUGCCACUUCGCCAACCUCAACGGCUUCUACCUGGGUGGCUCCCACCUCUCCUAUGCCAAUGGCAUCAACUGGGCCCAGUGGAAGGGCUUCUACUACUCCCUCAAGCGCACCGAGAUGAAAAUCCGCCGGGCCUGAGGGACGGGCCCCGUCUCUCCCCUCCAUGAGUGCCCUCCGUCCCCAUCGCCCAGUGUGUUGCUUCUGCCACUUCCUGAGCACCAGCUUCUCACGGAGGCCUUGCAACUCCCAGCCACAGCUGAUCCCCAUCACACACCUAGAGUGACCAUUUCUAAGCCAGGCUCUGCUCCUGUCCACCUGAGGGUAGGCUUUCAGCAACCCCUUCCCUCCCAAGCCUUUUCUGAGGUACAGCUGUCCCAGCCUGGACCUGGCGGGGUUCCAUGGAACUCUUGAGUUGCCUUCACCCUGUCUCAACAACUGAAGCUAGGCGCCACCUCCCAGGCACUUGCUUUUGCAUUCAUCUUAGCCAGCUUCCUUAGGGUGGGCUGCUCAUCUAAGGCUACCCUUAGACCGAGCAAGCACUCUAUCCAGCACUCUCAGCGUACGUCAGUGACUCCUAUGUGGCCACCACUACACCUCAGCACUCCCUCUGGCUGCUCCCAGAGUUCCUCCCACCCUUGGCCUCCCCCUCACCCACCUACUCAGCUCCCCCAACUGGUGUCCCAAUGCUCAAUGCCAAAACAAUACUCACUACAGCUACUGCACAUCACCCUGCAAUAGCCAUGGGCAAGGUAGGCAUGGAAACGAGGUCCCCCACCUGUCCCAGGGACUGAAGUGUGGCUAUGCAAGGGGGCAGAGAACAAUCUGUGGG
Molecule: messenger RNA, 1583 nt
Organism: Castor canadensis (American beaver)
Lineage: Eukaryota; Metazoa; Chordata; Mammalia; Rodentia; Castoridae
Gene: Mfap4
Product: microfibril associated protein 4
Biological process (GO): elastic fiber assembly
Source: RefSeq, a predicted model, not a curated record